This is a messenger RNA of Diceros bicornis minor, 827 nucleotides long. Its product is annotated as kallikrein-1E2-like. The transcript has 5 exons. Lineage: Eukaryota; Metazoa; Chordata; Mammalia; Perissodactyla; Rhinocerotidae. Gene Ontology annotation, molecular function: serine-type endopeptidase activity. The coding region runs from base 1 to 786 and encodes 261 amino acids. The record is from RefSeq and is a predicted model, not a curated record. Gene Ontology annotation, biological process: proteolysis.
AUGUGGUUCCUGGUUCUGUGCUUUGACUUAUCCCUGGUGGAGACUGGUGCCGUGACCCCCAUCCAGUCCCGGAUCAUAGGAGGCUGGGAGUGUGAGAAGCAUUCUCAACCCUGGCAGGUGGCUCUGUAUCAUGACAGCAAGUUCCAGUGUGGGGGCGUCCUGGUGCACCCCCAGUGGGUGCUCACAGCCGCCCACUGCAAGACCAACGAUUACCAGGUCUGGCUGGGUCUCCACAACCUGCUGGAGGAUGAUGACACAGUCCAGUUCCUCCAGGUCAGUGACAGCUUCAUUGAUCCAGAUUUCGACCUGAGCCUCCUGAAGAAGAAAUACCUGCGCCCAUAUGAUGACAUCAGCCACAACCUCAUGCUGCUCCGCCUGGCGCAGCCCGCCCAGAUAACAGACGCCGUGAAGGUCCUGGACCUGCCCACCCAGGAACCCCAACUGGGGAGCAUCUGCUACACUUCUGGCUGGGGCAUGACCAGCCCAUUCGCAACUGAGAGGCUGGAGACACUCCAGUGCGUGGAACUCAAACUCCAGUCUAAUGAGAUGUGUGCCAGAGACUACCCAGAGAAGAGAACAGAGUUCGUGCUGUGCGCUAGCCACAGGAAGGAUGAAGGAGGCAUCUGCCUGGGUGACUCAGGGGGCCCACUGAUCUGCGAUGGUGUGUUUCAAGGAAUCGCGUCAUGGGGCUACGUCGAGUGCGCCAGAUUCAAUAACAACUUUGUCUUCACCAAAGUGAUGCCCCAUCUGAAGUGGAUCAAGGAGACUAUAGAGAACAACAGCUGAACAUCCUGCCCUCCUGCUAACAUGAUUAAAAUAAAAUAUUA